Messenger RNA from Solanum pennellii, 921 nucleotides. RefSeq lists its product as uncharacterized. The transcript has a single exon. NCBI's taxonomy places the organism in Eukaryota, Viridiplantae, Streptophyta, Magnoliopsida, Solanales, Solanaceae. The record is from RefSeq and is a predicted model, not a curated record. Bases 1 to 921 code for a protein of 306 amino acids.
AUGGAAUUACCUAAAGGAUUCAAGAUGAAGGAGGAAAACAUGGCCUGCAAGUUAGUUAAAUCUCUUUAUGGUCUUAAACAAGCAUCUAGGCAAUGGAAUGCAAAAUUGACUAAUGCUUUGUGCAGUUCAGGGUAUAUACAAAGUCACUUGGAUUAUUCUUUAUUCACCAAGAGAAGAGAUGAUAGAAUUGUCAUUGUUUUGGUUUAUGUAGAUGACAUUUUGGUAACAGGAAAUGAUGCCAAUUUGAUAGAAGAAACCAAACAUGUGUUGCAUAGUUAUUUCAAGAUUAAAGACUUAGGAGAAUUGAAAUAUUUUUUGGGAAUUGAAUUCUUGAGAUCCAACAAAGGAAUAGUUAUGAAUCAGAGGAAGUAUGCUCUAGAAAUGAUUUCUGAAGUUGGGUUAGCUGCUGCAAAACCAGUAAUGACACCAAUGGAAUGCAACAUGAAGUUAACUAGUGUGGAAUUUGAUGAAGGCAGUGUCACUACUGAUGACUUAUUUCCAGAUGUUAACAAAUACCAAAGGCUUGUUGGGAAGCUGUUGUACUUAACUAAUACAAGGCCAGAUAUAUCAUUUGCAGUACAAUCUUUGAGUCAGUUUAUGCAGAAGCCAAAAAGGUCACAUUGGGAGGCAGCAUUGAGGGUAAUUAGAUACAUCAAAGUUGAACCAGGAAAAGGGUUGCUGAUGAGUGCAGAUACAAAACCUCAACUUACAGGAUUUUGUGAUGCAGAUUGGGCUGCAUGUCCAAAUACUAGAAGGUCUGUGACUGGUUUUGUAUUGAAGUUUGGUGAUUCCUUAAUAUCUUGGAAGUCAAAAAAGCAAAACACAGUGUCUAGAAGUUCUGCUGAAGCAGAAUAUAGAAGUUUGGCUACCUUAACUGCUGAGAUCGUUUGGAUAACAAUUUGUUUCAUGAAUUGGAAGUAA